Molecule: messenger RNA, 1382 nt
Organism: Aspergillus ochraceoroseus IBT 24754
Lineage: Eukaryota; Fungi; Ascomycota; Eurotiomycetes; Eurotiales; Aspergillaceae
Product: putative GTP binding protein (Gtp1)
Exons: 10
Coding region: 276-1382 (368 amino acids)
Biological process (GO): cytoplasmic translation
Cellular component (GO): cytoplasm
Molecular function (GO): GTP binding; GTPase activity
Source: RefSeq, a predicted model, not a curated record
GGAUAAACCUAUAAAUCCGACCAAAUAGGUAUGAUUACAUAAGCCUCCAGGGUGGGCUUGGCAUCGCGACGAAUUUGAUGCUCCAUUUGAUUCCCUACAGAACGGUGGCAUAUUUAUCUCGCGAGGGUCAAUUCCGAUUCAUUACACGAGGCGGCUUGUGCUUUGGAUUCUUUUCGAUCCUGGGUGUAAAUCAUCAUCCCCACCGUCUUCCGAAGCAGGCUAUCCGAGCAUAUUGAGCUUGAUAUCAGAGUCCGCGGGGCUCUCCCACCGUCAAGAUGGUGAAUAUCACAGAUAAAAUCAAAGAAAUCGAAGAUGAGAUGCGCAGGACGCAGAAGAACAAGGCCACAGAGUACCAUCUUGGUCUUCUCAAGGGAAAGCUGGCCCGGUUAAGAGCCCAAUUGCUGGAACCCACCGGUGGCUCUGGCGGCGCUGGUGUAGGUUUCGACGUCAGCAAGAGCGGCGAUGCCCGUGUAGCACUCGUUGGUUUCCCCUCUGUGGGUAAAUCAACCUUUCUGAGCAAGAUCACUAAAACGAAGAGUGAAGCUGCAGCGUAUUCUUUCACUACACUGACUGCUAUUCCCGGUGUGCUGGAGUACGGAGGCGCUGAAAUCCAGGUUCUCGAUCUCCCGGGUAUCAUUGAAGGUGCCGCUGAGGGCAAGGGACGAGGUCGACAGGUUAUUUCCGCUGCGAAGACAAGCGACUUAAUUCUAAUGGUCCUUGACGCCACGAAAAAGGCAGAGCAACGAGCCCUACUAGAGGCGGAAUUGGAUGCUGUUGGCAUCCGACUGAACAAGGAGCCUCCAAACAUCUACCUCAAAGCCAAAAAAGCAGGCGGCAUGAAAAUCACCUUCCAAACACCCCCCAAAUACCUAGACGAAAAGAUGAUCUAUAAUGUCCUCCGAGACUACAAAAUGCUCAACUGCGAAGUCCUCGUCCGAGACGAAUACGCUACAAUCGACGAUUUCAUCGACGUCAUCAUGAAAGACCACAGAAAAUACAUCCCCUGUCUCUACGUAUACAACAAAAUCGACAGCGUCAGCGUCGAAUUCCUAGACCAACUCGCCCGCGAGCCGCACACAGCCGUCAUGAGCUGCGAACUCGACCUCGCUGUCAAAGAAGUCGUGGACCGCAUUUGGAAGGAACUACGAUUGAUCCGGAUAUAUACGAAACGUAGGAAAGGAGUGGAACCUGAUUUCUCCGAGGCUCUGAUUGUGCGAAGCAACUCUACGAUUGAAGAUGUCUGUGAUCAGGUCCAUCGCACGCUGAAGGAGACGUUCAAGUAUGCGUUGGUGUGGGGUGCGAGUGCGAGGCAUAUCCCGCAGCGUGUGGGAUUGGCUCAUGUCGUUUCCGAUGAGGAUGUGGUUUCGAUUAUUGCAAAAUAG